This is a messenger RNA of Lathyrus oleraceus (garden pea), 1010 nucleotides long. RefSeq lists its product as uncharacterized. The record is from RefSeq and is a predicted model, not a curated record. The coding region runs from base 459 to 938 and encodes 159 amino acids. Lineage: Eukaryota; Viridiplantae; Streptophyta; Magnoliopsida; Fabales; Fabaceae. The transcript has a single exon.
ACAAAACAACAGAUUUCAUCAAAAGACUCUCACUUAAAAGUUAGGAUUAGGCAACCCUGAAAAGGUAAUAGUUCUCACAUUCACAAAUUCACAGCUGUUUUCAUCUGUUUUCAAGCUUACAUAAAGAAAGAAGUCGCUUAGAAAUUGCUCCAAGCCCAAAUUUGACUUCUUCUUAGUAUUUCCCAUCAUGACUCAAAAAGUUUAAGUAACUACAAAAGCACUUUAUUAUCAUUUUCACUUCUCCUUAGCUUUCUCUCACUAGUUGAAAUGUGACAAAACACAUGUAGCCAUCUAAUAAGACCACCCACACAUCUCUUCCAAUUUCCAACUCACUCACUUUGUUUCCUCACUUUCACAUUCACAUCACAACACAACACAACCACCACCUGUUGCUUUUCCUUCUUCCUUUCUCUUAAUCAUUUUCAUUUGGUUUCCCAUCUUUUUCUUUCCAUCCAAACAUGUCCUUCCUUACCUCAGCUACUUCCACUUUCUUCUUUCUCUCAAUAACACUCAUCUGUUUUUCGGGUACAACAAAACCCGACACCCCGUGCCCGUAUCCAUGUUACCCACCACCCUUAGGAAGUGGAACUGUCACUCCUACAAAUCCAACUCCUUCGGUUUCUACAGUUCCACCGGCAACACCACAGUCUGGUUUACCAUAUCCACCACCUUCUGGUUAUUAUCCUUAUAAUCCAACACCACCUUACGGCGGCAACAACAACGGUGGUGGUGGUGGUAGUGGUGGACCUGGUGGUGGUGUUUAUGGAACUCCACCACCACCUGAUCCUAUUCUACCUUACUUUCCAUUCUACUACAAAAAUCCUCCUAACAAACCUGAUGACUCUCCAGCAUCAUCUAUCACUAAGGGGAAGAAAUUUAUUGGGAUGUUUUUCACUACUAUUAUGUUAUCUUUGUUUCUUGUUUCCGGUUUUGUAUAACAGCUCUUUGUGAAUUUUCAUGUAAUGAGAAACUGCUAUUGAAAACAAGAAUUAGUGGUUGUUAAUUACUUA